Larimichthys crocea (large yellow croaker) is the source of this 820-nucleotide messenger RNA. It is a transcript of the gene cox4i1, whose product is annotated as cytochrome c oxidase subunit 4I1. Gene Ontology annotation, biological process: mitochondrial electron transport, cytochrome c to oxygen. The transcript is spliced from 5 exons. Bases 127 to 636 code for a protein of 169 amino acids. The record is from RefSeq and is a predicted model, not a curated record. NCBI's taxonomy places the organism in Eukaryota, Metazoa, Chordata, Actinopteri, Sciaenidae. Gene Ontology annotation, cellular component: respiratory chain complex IV.
UCCUAGUAAAAAACGGCUUCCGGUUGGCCUGGUAUCACCCGGUUUGUAGCGUGACGUCGCUGACGUAUUUCCGCCCACAGGCACACUUCCUUUCAGGUCGGACGGGAGCGAAAGAAAGAUCGUAGAAUGCUGGCCUCCAGAGCCCUGAGCCUCGUUGGCAGGCGUGCCCUUUCAACAUCUGUCUGCCUACGCGGGGGACAUGGUGUUGCUAAGAUCGAGCACUACACUCUCCCUGCCUACUUUGACGCACGGGAUGCUCCCCUCCCGGAUAUCCGCUAUGUGCAGAACCUGAGUCCAGAGCAGAAGUCCCUGAAGGAGAAGGAGAUGGGCCCCUGGGCUGCACUCUCUAAUGAGGAGAAGAUUGCAUUGUACCGCAUCAGCUUCAAUCAGAGCUUUGCUGAGAUGAACCGGUAUACACCAGAAUGGAAGACUGUGUUUGGAGCCCUAAUGGCCUUCGUUGGCCUCACUGGGCUGAUUGUGAUCUGGCAGCGGAUGUAUGUGUAUGGACCCGUCCCACACACAUUUGAUCCUGAGCACAAAGCAAAGGAGCUCCAGAGGAUGUUGGACAUGAGAAUUAACCCAGUGCAGGGCAUCUCAUCCAAGUGGGACUACGAAAACAAACAGUGGAAAAAGUAAAGGACCCAGAGGACCAUAAACCAUACUUGAAAAUAGAGGCAGACCAACUCAAAGAUACACGAAUACUUAUAUUUCUGUAUUUAUCAAUUGUCCACUUUACCUCAGUCUGUGCAUUCUGGAAGACCUCUUCCUCUUAUGGUCAUUGUGUAUUAUAGAAAUAAGAAUAAAAUGGUUAAACUGAAAA